Molecule: messenger RNA, 939 nt
Organism: Parnassius apollo (apollo)
Lineage: Eukaryota; Metazoa; Arthropoda; Insecta; Lepidoptera; Papilionidae
Source: the annotation of a GenBank genome assembly
AUGGAUAACCACGCAGAUGUUGUUGGCGUUGAGUUAGAGAGAAGUCAGGAGCGCGAUACACGCCAAGGAAGUGAUCACGAGCGCCACGCAGUAUCUCGCGCUUUGGAGACUCUUUCACUCACUUGGGAAUCACUUGGGAAUCCCGAAGAACGUGAGACGCGACUUAGUGCAGACCGCUCACAGCAUGCUCUAGCUCGGUCUUUGGAGACAGACGAGCAGCGCGAGCAGCGCAACGAGCUUGCUCGGCAAAGAUAUCACGACAUGCGUGUUGAAGUGUCUCUUCAUUCCACGCAAGAACGUGAGCGGAUUCAGGAAAUUCGGGCAAGCCAGUCAGCCGAACAGCGUGUGGACCAAAUUGAUCUAGACCGUAUACAUCGCAAUCUUUGCAAUUCAUCCUCAUCUGAUAUUGAGUCUAUGGUUUAUGAUCCUGAAGAACAACCGUGGUUCAAUAAAGAAUGGAGCGCGUUUUCCUAUAACCCAUUUAUUAAUUACAUCGAACACGGAGAUAUUGGCACCACAUCUGAGGUUUGUGCACACUGUCACGCGCGUAAGUGGAAGGAAGAAACUAAGGGAAUGUGUUGGGCGUCUGGAAAGUAUCCCACAUACCGCGCUGCUUGCGUAGCACGCCACCUUCUCGACGGUGAUCAGCACUGGGACAACGCACUUAAAGAGGCCAGCAUUAGUGACAGUCCCAGUCGUUUGCGACAUCUGUUUGCCGUCAUGUUUGUGUUCUGCGGUUUUGCAAAUCCACUUCUGUUGUGGGAGAAAUAUCGACAUCUUCUGUCCGAAGACUUCCUAAGAGCUCCGAGAUGCACGACUGGAGAUAAUACUGAGUCAACUGAUGAGCGCGUUCUAAACAGUUGCCUUAGUUCACUUCAAGACAUGGUCAUUUCGAUCGGCGGCAGUUUUCUGGUGGAUUAUGGGCUACCGACUCCAUAA